This is a messenger RNA of Adineta steineri, 840 nucleotides long. NCBI's taxonomy places the organism in Eukaryota, Metazoa, Rotifera, Eurotatoria, Adinetida, Adinetidae. The record is from the annotation of a GenBank genome assembly.
AUGUCUGUUUUUGCUUUUAAACAAACAUCAGGUGGAUUUAUUUUUGAUAAUUGUCAACGAAAUGAACUCCUACUAAGUAAUGGUGUAUUGCCAGGCAAUGUACGAAAAACAGGCACAACAAUUGCUGCUAUAAAAUAUAAAGAUGGUGUAGUAAUUGGUGCUGAUAGUCGAUCUACAGCAGGACAUAUAAUACAUGAUGAGAAUGUAUUAAAAAUUCAUCGUUUAUCUGAUAAUAUUUAUGCACUUGGAGCAGGAACAGCAGCUGAUUGUGAUUUUCAAGCACGUAUACUUGAAUCUAAACUUGAAUUACUUAGAUUAAAUCAAGACCGACAAGUUAGAGUCGCGACUGCUGUUAGAAUGUUACAACAACAUUUAUAUAGAUAUAAAGGUUAUAUUGGUGCAUAUUUAAUCAUUGUUGGUGUUGAUGUAACUGGCUCUCAUAUAGCUGCAAUUGAACCUUAUGGUACCGCCUCUCACAUGCCCUAUAUUGCUUCUGGUUCUGGUGGAUAUACAUCAUUAUCUGUUAUUGAAGAUCGUUUUAAACAACAUAUGAAUGAAAAUGAAGCAAAACAAUUAGUACGUGAUGCUCUUUAUGCUUCGAUAACAACUGAUUUAUAUUCUGGUAGUAAAAUUAAUAUGUAUGUAUUAACAAAAGAGAAGUUAGAUAAAUUUUUACCAUAUGAAAUUGUUGCUGUUCGUGGUGAUAGACAAAUUGAUUAUACAUUGGAAAAAGGAGUAAAAGUAUUAUCAACGAAUGUGAAAAAAAUUGAAUUUGAUAUUGUUAAUGAAAAAGUAAAACAAAAAAAUAAUGAAUCAGAUGAAGCUAUGGAACUUGCAUAA